GUAUUACAGCAGUCGCAUGCAGAGGCUCCUAUAGUUUGCUUAAUUAGAGAAACUAAUUUAAAAAAUUUGCAGCAAUCAUGAAGCUCUUGGCAAUUGUCCUGCUAUCCAUGAUGAGAUCUGCGUUGGGGGGCGUCGUUACUUUCCAGAGAUGCGGAGGCACACUUACUGAACUAAGAGUAGAAAAUUGCGAGGGAUCAACUUGCAGGCUGAACCCGGGCACUCUAUACAUAACUGAAGGAGACCUGAUCCCGAGCUCCGCCUCAAGCCAACUGCACCUCAAGGUCACGACUACUUAUUUCACUGGAGAAGUAACUAUUAUCGAUACGAACCUGGACGACUCAUCCGUCCAGCCAGGACAAACGUACACUAUCAGAUUCACCAUUGUUCCAAAUGAUGUUUUGGCCGGAAGUACACUACCCAUUAGGGCGACAAUUUCAGACGUAGCUUCUGGACGUGUGGAGAUUUGUGCGCAUUUCCAAGUCUUUGUAAAUUUUCCCCAGUAAACAUAUCAUCCUGUUUUCUACUCUUAUAAGUUUUGAAAUUCGAAAUUACCAAACGACAUAUUUUAAUUAGUAAUUAAUUUAUAAUUAGUGUCUCUUAAAAAUUUAAAUUUAUAGCAAUUAAAAUAUUUUAGUUCUCAAGUUAAUUGUGCCAUGGAUUUCAAACCAGUUUGUGAAAACUAUGAUAUAUUUUAACAAAUGAAUAAAGCCGGUAAUGAAAUGAAA
This is a messenger RNA of Folsomia candida, 725 nucleotides long. RefSeq lists its product as uncharacterized. The record is from RefSeq and is a predicted model, not a curated record. The transcript has 2 exons. Lineage: Eukaryota; Metazoa; Arthropoda; Collembola; Entomobryomorpha; Isotomidae. The coding region runs from base 78 to 503 and encodes 141 amino acids.